AUGUUUCCUCAAGAACCAGCGAUACGUCUGUUCCACGAUAAAGACCACAAUCUUGAAAAUUUUACUGUUGUUUGGCUUGAUGCUGAUAUAAAUAAAACAGAUGAUUGCCACAGCACAAAAAAGCGUUUAAGACCCAUUGCUAAUCAUUUAACAACGUUUUGUGAUGUUGAUGAAUGUAUCGAUUAUAUCUCAUCAAUUAAAGUCGAGCAAAUAGCUGAGAAUGCUAAAGUUUUGUCAAAAGACAUGAUGCCAAUGAAUGUAUUUAAUUUGUCUCACAAUGAAAAAUCAAUUCGUGGUUUAGACAAAGAAAGCGCUGUGUUUAUAUGGAAUCAAUUGUUAAUGGAUGUUCUACUUCCUAUGCCAAAAUCUGACGAAUCGAAAACGGAAAUGUUAACCCAAUAUGAAUCAUAUUGUAGAGACAAUGAUAAAGAACUCGAAAACUUACAUGAUUUUGAUUUGAAUUAUUCAUCUGAUGCAGCCGUGUUGUGGCACGCAUGA
Messenger RNA from Didymodactylos carnosus, 498 nucleotides. Lineage: Eukaryota; Metazoa; Rotifera; Eurotatoria; Philodinida; Philodinidae. The record is from the annotation of a GenBank genome assembly.